Molecule: messenger RNA, 5780 nt
Organism: Antechinus flavipes (yellow-footed antechinus)
Lineage: Eukaryota; Metazoa; Chordata; Mammalia; Dasyuromorphia; Dasyuridae
Gene: ENGASE
Product: endo-beta-N-acetylglucosaminidase
Exons: 14
Coding region: 99-2312 (737 amino acids)
Biological process (GO): protein deglycosylation
Cellular component (GO): cytoplasm
Molecular function (GO): mannosyl-glycoprotein endo-beta-N-acetylglucosaminidase activity
Source: RefSeq, a predicted model, not a curated record
UGGCUGGAGCCGGGGCUUCUAAGCUCGCGCCGGGAGUCCAAGGGCCAGUCACAAAAGCGAGUCUGGGAACCUGUGAGAGACUCCUCCAGGGAGAUCCAAUGGAGUCUUCGGCCGAGGAUGCAACCCGGGGAAAACCGAGGUGGCGCAGCCCGCAAUUGCGGGGGGCGGUGGAGAAGAAGGAGGAGCUGGAAGAGACUGAAAAGAUGCCGCCGCGUUCGCCGAAGAGGCCUGGACGGAGUGUGGAAGAGAGCCAGAGUCCAGUUUUUCGAGAGGUAAUCAAUUUUAAGCCCGAGCCCUUGCCAGCUAGAAACUAUGAUAAGAUCACCACUGAACCUGUCAGCUUUUAUUUUUCAUCACUGGAGGAGCUUCUGGCAUGGAACCCAGGUAGAGAUGAUGCCUUUAAUAUUGCUAUGAUACCCCUAGCAGAUCGCCAGCCCCCACUUCAAAGCCAGAGGCCUCGGACUCUGUUAUGCCAUGACAUGAUGGGCGGCUACUUAGGUGAUAGGUUUAUUCAAGGCUCAAUGACAGAGUCUCCCUACACCUUCUACCAUUGGCAGUACAUUGACAUCUUUGUGUACUUCAGCCAUCACACAGUCACCAUCCCUCCAGUGGUCUGGACCAAUGCUGCCCAUAAGCAUGGGGUCUCUGUGCUGGGAACCUUUAUCACAGAGUGGACAGAAGGUGGGCGGCUCUGUGAAAAAUUCUUGUCUGGAGAUCCAUCUUCUUACCAGACAGUGGCAGAUCAGCUAGUCCGCAUUGCACAGUUUUUUCGCUUUGAUGGCUGGCUGAUCAACAUUGAGAACACACUGAGUAUGGCUGCAGUGGAGAACACUCCUUUCUUCCUACGAUACCUGACUGACCAGUUGCACCAAUAUGUACCAGGUGGAUUGGUCAUUUGGUAUGAUAGUGUAGUGAAGGAUGGACAGCUAAAUUGGCAAAAUGAAUUGAAUGAAAGUAAUAGAGUAUUCUUUGACUCCUGUGAUGGUAUUUUUACCAAUUACAACUGGAAGGAGGACCACCUGGAACGCAUGGCAUCCUUUGAACUUCGCAAGGAAAAUAUUUAUGUGGGAGUGGACAUAUUUGCCCGGGGGAAUGUCGUGGGAGGUGGAUUUAACACAAACAAGUCAAUGGAGCUGAUCCGAAAGUAUGGGUUCUCAGCUGCACUCUUUGCUCCUGGCUGGGUGUAUGAAUGCUUGAGUAAUAAGGAUUUCUUCCAGAAUCAGGACAGGUUCUGGAAUUUGCUGGAGCAAUAUCUGCCCACUCACAGCAUUUGUUCUCUACCUUUUGUCACCUCAUUCGGUCUGGGCUUGGGAACACGGAGAUUCUCCUGUGGACAGGAGGAGACACUAGGACCAUGGUACAACCUAAGUGCUCAGGAAAUCCAGCCUAUCUUUGGAGAUCAUGAACUAGAAAGUGAGUCUGGUUGGGUGAAGAUUCGCAACUGCUUGAUGGAUGCCUGGAAUGGAGGAAGCUCCCUGCUUGUUCAGGGGAUGAUUCCUUCCAACACUGGGAAGGUGGCUGUGAGGCUUUUUUCUCUGAAGGUCCUAGCACCACCAAAAAUUUAUCUGUCUCUAAUAUACAAACUGGAAGAGCGUACAGAUAUCACUGUUGCAUUGGAACUCUCCACCUGGGAUGUUAGAAGAUGUAGCAUUGGGGGCGUCCCAUCUUUCGAUGCAGGGUCAAGCAUUAGGCACACUCCCCAACCUCUCCAGGUGCCCCCAGACAAGCUGCUCAGGUGGGUUGGUAGAAGUGGCCAGCAAUUCAACGGGGGCUGGAUCCAUCGCUACUACGAAAUGAAUCUUCAGGACUGCUUUUUGCAAGACAUCUUUGUUAAUUUUACAUGCCCCCUGGGUAGCCAGAAGGAUGAAAACUUUACUUGUCGCUUGGGAGAAAUCCAGGUGGUGGAUGCAAACAGCCUAAUGACACCAUUGUCCCAAGUCCGGGAUCUUACUACUUCUCAUAUCUACUGGGACCAUAACCAUUCAGAAUUGCAUAGAGGCAAAACCAAACUUCUUCUCAGCUGUACUCUCUACUGGUAUUAUCUGCUACCCCAAGCUUAUGGCUUCCGGAUCUACCAUCAAGGCGGGAAAUAUUCGCGGAGAAAGGAGUUGCUAGACUCGGAAGAGCCCAUAUUCUUGGGUCUGGCCCAUGCCAAUAUGUAUCGUGUGGUGAACCUGGAAGUAGAAGAAGCCUUAGCUGGCCAGGACUGCUUUGUAGAAUUCUUUGUGCAGCCCAUCCCCAAGGAAGGAUUCUUGGUUCCUCAGGCAGAGUGGGGCAGAUUAACCCUGCUCUACUCAAAACCUAAGGCCUAAGCAUUAAAGCAGAACUGUUUUAUUGACUCCAGAUUUUUUCCCUCAUUGUAUUGGAAGGAGGCUUGAUUCAAGGAUGCAAGUUUGGAGGAAUUGAGGCAGUGGGCACAGGGGAGGAACUUGGGCAGGAAGUUGUGGGAGGCCCAAAUAGGCCUUGGUACCUGCAUUGUAACUAAGGCACACAUAACUACUUUUAUUAUUUUUUUAAAAAUCAACUCCUUGAGGUUGAAAAUUUUUUCUCUGGUGUGGUUUGAAAACUUUAAUCAUUUUCUUGAAACUGAAAAGUUUCAAAGUAAUAGUUACAGGAAUUAAAAAUAUUUAGAUAAAGGAAAAUAGAGAAAGCUAAGAUUUUAUACUUACUUUGAGAAUGGUAACCAUUUUUCUUCACUGCAGUCUAAAUAAUGAAGGAAAUAAGUUAAAACAUAGCUUUUAGGUAAGAGGGGUAUGAGGUCUAACAUCAGAUACUACAAUAGUGCUUUUGCUGUGGGAUGAAUGCUCUGGACCUAGUAUUUUAUAAAGGCCCCACACUAGGGCAAGUUUUUGUAGAAACUCAGUCAGUACCCAUUAUUUCUUUAAGUCUAGGGACAUGAGGAGGAAGGUUCGGCAAUUUCUCCAAACUCUUCUCUGUAGAGACUUGAAAGAUUUUUUUUUUUUUAACUAUUUCUUUUCCUGUGAUUGGACUUGGCCUGAAGUUAUCUGCCUCCCUUGGCUACACCCCCACCCUGCUCUAACUAGAGGCUGUUUGGUUCAAGGACGUGUGAGGCCAGGUCAACCAUAGUCCUUUCUACCACAUAGGAUAUAGCUUGUCUCUGUCUUCUAGCCUGGUAGCUUUCAUUAUUCACCAAAAACAUCAGAUCACUUCAUUGGACUACAUCUUUUUCUACAGUCUUUUUCUCCCUUGAAAGUUUUACUAUGUGCUGAGCCCUUUUCAUCUACUGCUUUUAUUCUCAUCUCUCACCUUGCCCUUUGUUCUCCAUUUUGUCUUUGUCUUGGAUUAAUCAGUUUCAUCGCCAGGUAUCACUGAGGAGCAUUCAGCACAUUUGUUGGUUAUACUUUUCUAGCUUGUCACUAAAAAUCUUCUUGUUUCUUUUUUUCCUCAUCUCCCAUUUUCUCCUUUUCCCCAUGUUUUCCUAAGGCUUGUCACUGAGCUACCAACAAUAGGCCUUACCUAGCCAUGGCACUUUUGAGCUAAAGAGGUUGCUGAUAAUUUGGUAAAUGAGUAUACUUUCUGUCUUAGGUCUACUAACUCUGCUUCUUCAGCUACAUUCUGACUGAGUUCUUGUGAAUCUGAAGGAUUCAUAGAGCAGUGUCCCUGAAGAAUAGGAAGAGAAUCAAUAAGCCCUGCUUGUAGGACAUAGGAUCAUACAUAUAGUUCCUAGCAAUUAUAGAAGUCUCUUAUUUUGCAGACAAAGGUGAAUCACCCAAGUGAUAUAUCCACUAUCCUGGGAUAUUUUGUUAGAGCAAAAAAAUCAACUUUUGGUUUUUGUUACUGACAUCAAAAAAAAUUGCUACAUUGUACUGUGAUCCACAAGGUGGCAGCACAGAUCUCCUGGCUUCUUCUGGCCUUUGGAAUUUGGGGGCUUCUUGGAGAAUUGGCACAAUCUAAUAAUGUAAGAUGUAUGAUACCUAGAUUUAUUUGUGGAAAGAUGGCACUUUGCCUUCUUUUUCUUUAGGUAGUAUGUUUCUUCCAAAGAAGAAAUUCUUAACCCAGACUGCAAACUUAAAAAAAAAUUAUAUUUCAAUAUAAUUGGUUUCUUUUGUAAUAUUGUAAUAUAGAUAUUCUAUUUUGUGCAUAUAACAACAAUAUUCUGAGAAAGGAUCCAUAGGUGUCCCUAAACACUGCCAUAGGGGACCAUGUCUCAAAAGAGCUUAAAAACUUACAUUUGGAAGAAGGUGGCCCUGACUUCCUAUAUCCCAGAGUCCCACAUCUUCUGUCUAGAAGAAAGUAACUAUUGAGAUAGAUGUGGAUUGACAAGUUUGUUCAUCAAACAACCUAGACUUUGUUUCCUACUGAAGAUGGAAGCAAAGGCAGAUGAUGGAAAGUGAAUAUGGAAAUGUAACUUUGUUCCAUAAAAGUAGUGAGGUAUAUUAAAGUUAAGAACAAGUUGAACUUUGUGGGGAAGUGCAAUAAAAAAGACUUAAAAUUAUUCUGGAGAAAAGAGGAUGUAGUAAGGCCCUAUUGAAUGUUAUGAGGUAAUAAUAAAAGACAAUAGAUAAUGGCAGCACUUCUUAGUCUGUAUUUUCCUUCUGUUUUCUCCACCAAGAAAAAUGAUAUUUGGAGAGUUGAUACCCAAGAGAAGUAGGGAGAUAUUAAAAGCACCAGGCUGUCCUUAAUGAUCUGUAGUCACUAAGCUGAGAGAAACUAUGUCCUCUGGUAUUGAAACAACUGGAAGAUAUGAUUCUCAGCAUUCUUUGAAAGGUUGUAAAGAAUAGGAGAGGUAUCAGGACUGAAGAAGGGCAACCAUGCUGAUUUCUAAAAAUGAGCAUAGGAGCAUAGAUGUAGAGCAGGAAGGGAUCUUAAAGGCUAUCUAAAAUGAUGAGGAAGCUAACAAAAUAGAGACAUAUGGGCUAGAUAGGGUGCAGUUUGGUAGAUUUGGGGUUAAAUGAACAACUGGACUUAAAUGGUUUGAUGUUAUCUUGGAAGUUUUUAAUGGAAUGUCCCUGGGAUCCUUGCUUGGUAAUGAUUUUUGUCAAUGAUUUGGAUAAAAGCAGAUGGUAUGCUUAUCAGGUUUGCAGGUGGCACAAAGCAGGAAGGGAUAGCUGAAAGAAUCAGGAUACAGAAAGAUCCCAACAGGUUAGGACAUUGGACCAAAUUUAAAGUUUAACAAGGUUUGGGGGAUUGAAAAUUUCACUGGCCAAAAGUCAGUAAUACUGCACACAGGCUUUGAUAACAACAGUCAUGCUUAAUAAAGACAGAAAUUUGGGCUAGGUGGGAGCCUCCUAAUUCUACCUUUUGCUGGGGUUGAAGUUUAUUUAUAGCUAAACCAAAGAGGCUUUUUGGAGUGUUUCAGAUUGUUAUUCAAUAACCAAAGACUUUGAUCCGAAGCUGGUGAUUUAGGGAGGAACGGAAAAACCUAAUCUCACCCUGGGGCACUCUGCCUGGUUUUUGUUAUGGGAUUGCCGAGUCUAUGAUUCUGUCAACCUGCCCUUACAAGGUGGAGGGAGUGUUAGUCUUGAGGUACUUUGGAACAGACUACUGAUCCUACCCUAAAGAGAUGAACACACCAGCAAGUCUAGUAAAGCAUUGUACCCAGCCAAGAGUAAACCUGGUGCUAGAGCAGAAUUGUUAAUGUUACCAGAAGACAUCAGAAGUCCUAUAAUAUAGGAAGUAUCAAUUGCCCCUCACAUGUGAUUCCUGUGCCUGGACACUCUUAUAACUGGUGUUUAUAUUUGUGGAGGAACAUAUUCUGUAUUUGAUCUGUAUUGCAAAUAUUAUUAUUAUGAUAUUUCAAUAAAUGCCUUUGCUUUGAA